CCAUGUGAGGCGGCAGCAGCUCCCACUACUACUUCAGCCGCUAUGGACACCUCUGACUGGGCGCUUCUGCAGGACUGGGAGCUGGAUGACUUGUGGUAGGUGCACGCCUUGAGUGGGUAUGAACAGGACAAAAGCGUGUUGCGUAGAAAAGAAUGGGAAAGGAGAAGUCAAGAUGUGCAGCCAAGUGAUGAUGUCUUUCUUGCCAAUUAUCCCCUUUUCAGCGAACCAUACAAGACCAGUAAAGGAGAUGAGCUUUCAACCCGUAUACAAAGUACACUUGGAAACUAUGAUGAGAUGAAAGACCUAUUGACUGAAAAAUCCAACCAAAGUCAUCUAGUAGGCAUUCCAAAAAUUGAAGCAGUUGGAAUCUCUGAGGGGAACAAAGAGGAACAUUACCAACAGAACACAGCAGAACGUCAUUACUCAGUUUGUCGCACUGUACAGAUUGGUAUCACACCUAGAACUUCUCCCAGAGCCACCAUGGACUGGCAAAAAGCUGAAAAUUCCUCUGAUGGACAGAAAUCAUUAGGAAAAGCUAACCAAAGAACAACUGGUUCUCCCAAUACCGAUUUUAAAUAUGGACAACAAAACCACAAAACAGAAAAAAAUAAAAGCUGCUUAUUAAGCCCAGUGUCAUCUGGAAAUUCUAAUGAGCAUCACAUUUUAACUUGUACAAUGGAUAAGGCCCUCAAUAGACAGAUACCAACAUCACAAGUAAAUUGCAAUCUAGAAGUGGACUUCCCCAACAAAGAAAAGACUUGCAACAAAAACAGCAAUAGCUCACAUUGCUUGCAGAACUUUCCAGCUUCCAUUGUCUCUAAACCAAAUCCAAUCCAGCAAAAGCCAACUGCAUAUGUUCGACCAAUGGAUGGUCAAGAUCAAACACCCUAUGAAUCACCAAAGCUAAAAUUAUCAAGUGACUUUAACAUGCUCUGCCCAUUAUUGAGAGGACUUUCUAGCAAAGCUAACUCUGACAAGGUAGCAAAUGAUAAAACAGAAACAUUUCCAGAGAUUGAAGAGGGAGAGCCUAGCAUAGAUGUGCUAUGCUAUGCUUCAUCAGAGCAGGCACAGGAGCAAGGUGCAAUGCUGAGCUUCUGCCCCGCUCUCGCUCAGUCCGCUGUUUUAAAGCCUUGCAUGGUGCAGGGUCUAGCAGAGCAGGAGCAAGGUGCAAUUCUGAGCUUCUGCCCCGCACUCGCUCGGUCCACUGUUCUAAAGCCUUGCAUGGUGCAGGGUCUAGCAGAGCAGGAGCAAGGUGCAAUGCUGAGCUUCUGCCCCGCUCUUGCUCAGUCCGCUGUUCUAAAGCCUUGCAUGGUGCAGGGUCUAGCAGAGUGGAGUGAGCAGACACAGGGCAGGAACUCAUCAUAG
This is a messenger RNA of Bufo gargarizans (Asiatic toad), 1365 nucleotides long. RefSeq names its product AF4/FMR2 family member 3-like. Bases 295 to 1365 code for a protein of 356 amino acids. Lineage: Eukaryota; Metazoa; Chordata; Amphibia; Anura; Bufonidae. The record is from RefSeq and is a predicted model, not a curated record. Gene Ontology annotation, cellular component: super elongation complex. The transcript has 4 exons. Gene Ontology annotation, biological process: regulation of gene expression.